AGAGGAGAGGAAAUUAACCCCAUUCUGCAUUAGACUCUCGAGGCACAAGGUAUCUCCUUUUAAUCUGAUAAUGUGGUAUUUGACUUUUAGAUCAUCAUGAGUGCAGCUUUUCUCUUCCUUCUCCUACUGUCAGGGACAAAUCUCUUACUGAGCACACCAAUUGAUGGGAAUAAUUCUGAAAAACCCAGGCUGCUGGAUGACAUUGCCAUACCUGAUACUUUGUUCAGAAAUGCGGACCCAUGUACUGCCAUAGGCUGCAAGUGGCCCAAAUCUGGGUUCUUAGUGAAUGUGCCUUAUGAGAUAUCUUCUAACUAUACUCAGCGUGAGCGUAGGACGAUCCUUAAAGGUCUAAAGAGCUUCCAUAGGAGAACUUGCAUUCGCUUUGUCCCAAGAAGACCAGAUGAUCAGGAUUACAUCCAUUUUUUUUCAGAGGAGGGAUGCUGGUCCUACGUUGGGCGUCAGGAUGGAGGACAGAAUAUCUCCCUAGAAAGUGAUAGUUGCUUGGAUCUUGCCACAAUACAACAUGAGGUGCUUCAUGCUCUGGGUUUCCACCAUGAACAGGUUCGUUCUGACAGAGACAAAUACGUUCGGAUUCACUUCGAGAACAUUGACGAAGAAGAGGAGCACAACUUCGAUAAGGAGGAAACUAACAACUUGGGGACUCCAUAUGACUUCAACUCUGUCAUGGAAUACUCAAACGAUGCCUUCUCCAAAAAUGGCAAACCAACCAUUGUUGCCAAAUGUAACCCAAAGAUGAAGUUUGGACACGCCAAAAAAAUGAGCUUUAAUGACAUUGCACGUGUCAACAAGCUUUAUAAGUGCAAGUGGUGAGCAUGAAAGUGAAUUUGAUGGAUCCUCCCUGCAUUCACACCCACGGCUAUGACCAAGAAGACGCUGAAUCUGCUGCGGCUGCAAACCUUCUUUCUUUUUCUUUUGGUGGGCUGUAAACAGCGGCUACCACAACUGCGGAGUUUGGAGAAAUCUUUUUGUGCUUUUUAUGCAGGCCAGGCGCCUCCGGCCGCAUUGCUGUCCCCCUUUAGGACACUGGCUUGUGACAUAUCAUGCGCAUUACGCUGCCGUGCGUUAUGCUGUUGUUUGACAUAAUAUCUGGACUCGUUAUGAAUACUCUAUGUAUACGCCCAAAAUUUAAAACAUACAUAGAAAGUUAGAUUUUAUGUUUGUAUGUUUGUUGUUGUUUUUAACUCAAUUAGAACUCCAUGGUUUAAAGAGGGCUGGCUCUAGAUACUACAACUGACCAUAAGCGUCACACUAAACACCAAAUCUGAGCUAACACAAAAAUAUGUUCUAGAGCCCCUGAAAAAUAUCCAUCUGAAAUUAUAUUGGAAUUUUCUUUAAAGUAAUAAGUUAAAAUGACCAAAAUCACAUUUUGUCUGUUUUUUGAAAACCUUUUGUUUGAUCAGGAUUGCAUGUAGUUUAUAAUAUAUAGACAGAAAUAGCAAGCUUCUGUAAUAACCUCAGUUAUUUUGCUGUUGUUUUUCUUUUGCUUUUGGAUUUAGGAAUAUACAAUUAUACUAGAGAAGGCUGAUUAUUUGGUAUGAAAUGAAAAAAAAUAUAUAGGUUAAGGAAACUGCUUGCAUUUUUUUGUGUAACAAUAUAAUAAAUUUG
Cyprinodon variegatus (sheepshead minnow) is the source of this 1626-nucleotide messenger RNA. RefSeq names its product low choriolytic enzyme-like. Gene Ontology annotation, molecular function: metalloendopeptidase activity; zinc ion binding. Gene Ontology annotation, biological process: proteolysis. Lineage: Eukaryota; Metazoa; Chordata; Actinopteri; Cyprinodontiformes; Cyprinodontidae. The transcript is spliced from 9 exons. The record is from RefSeq and is a predicted model, not a curated record. The coding region runs from base 97 to 831 and encodes 244 amino acids.